Messenger RNA from Trichosporon asahii var. asahii CBS 2479, 882 nucleotides. RefSeq lists its product as uncharacterized. The record is from RefSeq and is a predicted model, not a curated record. Lineage: Eukaryota; Fungi; Basidiomycota; Tremellomycetes; Trichosporonales; Trichosporonaceae. Gene Ontology annotation, biological process: hydrogen peroxide catabolic process; cellular response to oxidative stress; response to reactive oxygen species. Gene Ontology annotation, molecular function: heme binding; peroxidase activity. The coding region runs from base 1 to 882 and encodes 293 amino acids. The transcript has 3 exons.
AUGAGCGCCGUUCCCAAGGGAGACUACGAGGGCAUUCGUAACGAGGUCCGCAAGAUCCUCAAGAAGCCCGGAUACGACGACGGUUCCAUCGGUCCCGUCCUGGUCCGCCUCGCCUGGCACGCGUCUGGCACCUACUCUGCCAAGGACAAGAACGGCGGCUCGAACGGUGCGGGUAUGCGCUUCGCCCCCGAGUCGGACGACGGCGCCAACGCCGGCCUCGAGUUCGCCCGCCAGUUCCUCGACCCCAUCGCUGAGGCUAACCCCUGGAUCUCGCGCGCCGACCUCUGGACUCUUGCUGGUGUCACCGCCGUCGAGGCGAUGGGUGGCCCCGUCGUCCCCUGGAAGCCUGGCCGCACCGACUUCCAGUCCGCGAAGCACGCCUCGGAGUACCGUGGCAACAUUGCCGACCGCCUCCCCGAUGCGGCCCAGGGCGCGCAGCACAUCCGUGACAUUUUCUACCGCAUGGGAUUCAACGACCAGGAGAUUGUCGCGCUCUCGGGCGCGCACAACCUGGGCCGGUGCCACCGGGACCGGUCCGGCUUCGAGGGCCCGUGGGUCGUGAACCCGACGCGGUUCUCGAACCAGUACUUCCGCCUCCUGACCACGCGCAAGUGGACGCCGAAGAAGUGGGACGGCCCGCUGCAGUACGAGACCGUCGUCGCCGGCAAGGAGCUCAUGAUGCUCCCCACCGACCUGGCGCUCAUCGAGGACGACAAGUUCCGCCCCUACGUCGAGCAGUAUGCCAAGGACCAGAAGCUCUUCUUCAAGGACUUUGCGGCCGCUUUCGGAAAGCUCAUCGACCUCGGCAUCAACCGCGACGCGAACGGGCUCGCGUCCGUUGGCGGAUGCCCCUUUGCUGGCGCCGCGCGCUCCAACCUGUAA